CCCCGGCGUCCGCGGAGGAGAGCAGCCCGCGCGCCAUGGCCUUGGACCUGGAGGAGCGGUUGCGGCAGAGCAACGCCCGCUUCGUGGCCUCCAUCAACCGCAUCGUGGAGCGGUAUAAUCAUCCUUUUGAAGAUGAUUUGCUUAUUUCCAUGGAAACUCUCACUUACCAUACACCUGAAGGACCAAAACAAUGGGGGAAGGUGUCAGCCAAGAAGCUUAAAAAAUGGAAGAAGGAAGUACUUGAGCGUAAUAGAGGAAGUCAAAGGAAUGCAGAAAUGUCAAAGCAACAGACCAGUGAUUUUGAAGAUGGACAUUCAACAGCACAUCAGGAAUCUCCUGAGAACUCUCAUGUGGAUACAUCUGACAUAGAUGAAGAAAGUGAUGCCGAUAUAGUUUCAGUAAGAAGAAAAUUUGAAGACAUUCACUUCCAGAAUCUGUAUGUAGAUGACGGGAAACUUCAAGAGAAAGUAAAAGUUCAAGUGGAUGUGAUAGUACAAGAUCAUGCUAGAAAAAUUCCCAAGUGGAUUACGAUAGCACCUCAAGGUUCAUUGGAAGGUCUUCAUUUAGCUUCGCCAGUGCAAGAACUGAUUGGCAACCAAGCUGCUGUUUGCAGAAAGAAAGUGGAGUUGUCAAAUGAAUGUUCUUCAUCCAGACCUCUACAGUUACAAUUUUCUGGUGUUCCCAUUUCACCAAAUACAAUAACCAUACCCAGGCAUCGACCUUCUCCAGAACUGAAUAAAAUUUGCUGUGAUAGUAUCUUGGAAGAAUACCAGUCUGCAGAUGAGGAAUGCUCCUGGAGCAAUGUAACUCUUGCAGACUUGUAUCCAGCGAUGGUAGAGAUACUUACAAGGCUCAUGACAAAGCAGUCUCGGAGAAAAGAGUUAAAACACAUGUUUGGACAGUUAAGGCACAAAAGAUGGUGUUCUAGAAGAACAAAGUUCAAUGUCACUGUAGACAAAAUAAGAGGGUUCAGACCUCUUAAACUGAAGCAAGCGCUACCCAGCAUAUGCAGCAGUAGAAGUGAAGACAUCCAGAAUCAAACUUUUGGAAAUGAGAACAGAGAACUUUGUGAUGACAGGUGUUCCGUUAAUAAUUUAUCUGGUCUGGUACCUUAUUCUUAUAUUGAUACAAAUGAAAUCGAAAUGGACUACUCUGACUCAAGUUUAGAACAUCAUUUGGUAACUGGAAAAGGCCAAAAAGUCUCCAAACAGACUGUUUUUCCUAAUGUUAUGGCUAGAAUGGGAGAGACAUUUCUAGUUGAAGAUGAGUUACAGACUACUGUAUCACUGAAGAAUUCAAAAUGCCAAGAAAGUGAAAAAUUGGCUUACAAAUGUUCCUCAGAAUACUGUUUUAUAACAUCAACUGCCAGUUCAGGGUCAACAGCGCUUCAUCUGGUAAAAGAGAGUAAAACUCAAAAAACUGACUUUCCUUGUGGUGAUACCUCAGAGUUGUGUUCAUCUACUUGCAGUUCCUACGGCAAUGGUAACGCUUUUACACCUGUCACAAACUUUUCUCUUGGAAGGGCAUCAAAUACUUUGCUCAUAAAUCCUGAAAAAAGAAUUUCUGAAAGACUAAUUUCUUUCCAGUGCGAACACUCAUUUUCCGUGAAGCAGAGUCCUUCAAAGAUGCCCCAGAAAUACGAAGAUGCAUUUGAAAAACUCUACUACAAACUGUGUUCCAAAGAAAUCCAAAAGCCUUUGACGUUAACAAGACCUCUUUCAAAUUCACAGAACCUUGAAGAGAAAGGAAGAUUAGUGAAGAGUAAUUUAAGUGAUUCUGUGAGGUCCAAUACACAGUAUGAUAGAGAAUUUGACAGGAUCUAUGAGCAAUUGUGUAGGGAGGCUGUUCCAAAACUUCCUGGGUUUCAGAGAGCUUCAAAUGUAAGGAAAUAUGAAGGAAUACCCAUGUCUGAAACUGUAAAUGCGCUUGUUAACUCACCUGUUAGAACUUUAUCUGCAAUUCCCAGAGUUAAAAGACUAGGAAGUUCUGAAAAUGAUCAUCUUUGUUCACCAGUAAAGCGACUGAAAAAUAUACCAGAACGUUAUUUUCCUUCAACAAAAUGUCAACAGAUUUCUCACAGAAAAAACGUUAAUCUUCAGACAGUUGGCAUGGAUUCUUUGAGCACAUACAAUGGCAGUAACCCCAGCUUUUUUGACAGUCACAACUGUCAGAGUCAGGACUCUGGAUUUCAUGCUUCUUCAGACAAAACUUCUCUUGGUAUUCCUGGUACUUCCCUGCAAGAAUCUGGGAUUGCAGAUGCCCACUCUGGUUGGCCUAGGGCAAUGAAGAAUUACAGCUGUCCCAGAAAUGCACAGAAGUGUCACCAAAGGGUAUCCAGAAAACUAAGCUACACUGAUGGGAAAGACCAAAAUCCUAGCAAUCCCUCAGACGACUUCCUGGUCAAAACUCACCAAGGAGCGUUCAUGGACUGCUACAGAGAAAACAUUGUUUUAUAAAGUUUGGUUUAGUUUUGUUUUUCUUUCUUCUUCCAAGAAUCAAGGAUGUAGUAUAUAUAUGUAAUAUACAAUUAGUCCUGAUUUAUACUUCCCUGUAAUAUAAAUCUUCAGGAACUAGUUCAUCCCUUCUGACAGGGCGCUUCUUACUCCUUUGGCUUCAUCAGGUAUUGCAGGGAAUCAGGCUUCCUUUCUAUGGCUAAGCUUAAGUUAUGUAUUUAGUAGUGUUUAUAAUAACAGAAUGUGAUCUGUAUUAUCUUUUUAUCUGCUAAUAUGCUUUGAUUCUUAAGGUAUUAGUAAUAAGAUAAUUAACGAGGUCGCUCUGCUGAGUUCCUGCCUAUUCAUGCUUUAUAGAUGUAUCAGUACUAAAUGAAAAAAUCUAAACUGGGCUGGAUGAUCCAAAUGCAGUAUUAUACACUAUGACUUGUAAUAUGCCUGCUAUGUAAUGUUAACGUUACAUUUUCUAAGUAGCUCACUGAAGUUGAUUGUUCAAUAAAAUUUUAUAAUUUUCAGUGGA
Molecule: messenger RNA, 2970 nt
Organism: Gymnogyps californianus (California condor)
Lineage: Eukaryota; Metazoa; Chordata; Aves; Accipitriformes; Cathartidae
Gene: HJURP
Product: Holliday junction recognition protein
Exons: 13
Coding region: 36-2456 (806 amino acids)
Biological process (GO): CENP-A containing chromatin assembly
Cellular component (GO): chromosome, centromeric region
Molecular function (GO): histone binding
Source: RefSeq, a predicted model, not a curated record